Messenger RNA from Trematosphaeria pertusa, 576 nucleotides. RefSeq lists its product as uncharacterized. The record is from RefSeq and is a predicted model, not a curated record. The coding region runs from base 86 to 439 and encodes 117 amino acids. The transcript is spliced from 3 exons. Lineage: Eukaryota; Fungi; Ascomycota; Dothideomycetes; Pleosporales; Trematosphaeriaceae.
GUGAAUUGGAUCCCCACCUGUUCCUUGCAGCCUGAUCCCACUGGAAUGCGUCGUGCUCAGCCUCAAGCACCACCAGACAAACGAGAUGCCUGACACGUUCCUGCCGCAGCCAAUGAGAAUCCAGCCCCGGCUGUGGCGCAGCCGCUCGCGCGAGGGGGCAGCAAUCGUCAUCAGCUCAGCUCCUGCUCUUGCUCACGCCGCGAGCCCGACGCUUCGGUAUUUGACUCCCUCCGCUCACCUCCUUGCUUCCAGUCCUCGCAGCACAUCUCUGCAACACUCUACCACAUCUUCAACAGUUGAACUCGCAGAAAACAACAUAAACCAUGGGUCUCGCAUCAAAGUUGGCUGCAGCAGGACCGCCAGGAGGCUACCCUCCCCAAGGCCAGCAGGGCGGCUAUCCUGGGCAGCAGCAGCCAUCAUACCAGGCGUACCCGGGUAGCCCACCUGGUGCCGGCGCUCCGGUAAGUAAGCAAAGAAUCUUCUGCUUCCGCUCCCUCGCUUGCUCUGCAUCGUCAUCACCCACGAACACCUCGCCACUUUGGACCCCGGCGCAAACAUCCUUUCACCGCAACGCCU